AUGGCUUCCUAUCGCGUCCCCUUCCCGCAUCCUUCAUACCACUCUCAUCCCCAGCGCAUCUACUACCCUCAUCCGCCCGCCAAAGCCCUUCCAGGCCCUCUGCCGCCUCAACCUGUCAACUAUCGCCAACCCUGCACCACCCGCCCCGCUCCAUACCCCCUGAACGAAGCACCCACGUACCAGAAGGUGAUGGCGCACGCGCAGACGCAGGCCUACUUCAAGGAGUCCGUCAACGACACCGACCAGCUCUACCUUCCAGCUCACGCAGAGACGAUGCUGGCGAACCAAAAGACUCUCUACCCCUUCUCCUUCCGCCCUCUAGUGUACAGCCAACACCCUUCGCCGGCCCAAGAGCCCGCCAAACCUUUGCAGACUGUCACUCUGCCCACCCCCAACGUCUUGCCCAGACCUGUCGACGUUUCCAAGUACGAGACCGUCUCCUAUCGCGACUGGAUGAACGCUCCGACGGAAUACCAGUCGCUGUCUCCUUCCUCCUUCGCUUCCGAAGACGAUCCUCCCUCGACGCCAAAGGACUGGGAUCUGGGCUAUCACGCCAACAUCGGGGUUGCGAAGAACGGAUCCUUCGGCCAGCUGGGCGUGUUCAACGGCGUGCCUGUGUGGGCUUCUGGAAUGAUGCCAGCCACCGCAUCGCAGUAUCUCCCCGAAGCCAUGCUGUACUACGGUGCUGUCAAUAACAUCGUGAUGGCUCAGCACCGCCAGAGUCUUCCUCACCCUCACCCCGACUCCUUCAGCAGCACCCUGAGCCCCUCUCCCGAAGCUCAAAGCACCGUGCCCUCCCCAGUCUCCCCGUCUGCCACAGUCGACACCGAAGUCGAGAUGACCGAUGACGAGGACGGCUUCUCCGAAGCUCGCGACGCCUCCGACCGCGCUUCCGUGGUAACCACCACCGAUUCAGACGAUGAAGACGAUGACGAUGACGACGACGACGAAGAAGAUGACGACAACCUUCUCGCCGCCCGCACCGAUGCCGCCCGUGAGCAGCGCGACAACCUCCUCGUCUCCCUCCGCGACAAGGGCGUCCCCUACAAGGAAAUCAAGCGCAAGUACGGCUUCAAAGAAGCAGAGUCCACGCUCCGCGGCCGCUUCAGGGCCUUGACGAAGGACAAAGAGGAGAGGGUCCGGCGUCCUGCUUGGGAGACGAAAGAUGUCAUCCUCCUCCGCCGCGCCGUCCGCUACUACUGCACCGGCGUCGAAGCCGAGAAGUUGAAAGUGCGUGCUGGCCGUCGCCGCACCCCGUGGAAGAAGGUGAGUGAAUGGAUGAAGAAACAUGGCGGCAGCUAUCGUUUUGCACCGGCGACUUGCGCGAGGAAAUGGGAGGAAGUGAAGAACUGA
Neohortaea acidophila is the source of this 1353-nucleotide messenger RNA. RefSeq lists its product as uncharacterized. Lineage: Eukaryota; Fungi; Ascomycota; Dothideomycetes; Mycosphaerellales; Teratosphaeriaceae. The record is from RefSeq and is a predicted model, not a curated record. The transcript is spliced from 2 exons. Bases 1 to 1353 code for a protein of 450 amino acids.